AUGGUUCACGUUGAAGAAUCUUUGCAACUGCCCAGAGAUUUUGAAGGCUUUGGCGAAGAAAGCCAUGAUCCUCAAUGGCCAAAUGGUGCUCGUAUAGCCGUAUCGUUUGUUCUGAACUACGAAGAAGGCGGCGAGAGAAACGUCCUCGAUGGCGACGGAACCAGCGAGGCGUAUCUCUGGGAGAAAGGACCUUCUGGAGGUGGCAGAGAGCAUCGCCAUCUCAAUGGUGAGCAAGACUUCGAGUAUGGAAGUCGAUGCGGUGCUUGGCGUAUUCAUCGACUCAUGAAAGAGUUCGGAUGGAAGAUGACUCUUUGGGCCGUGUCUGUCGCAAUGGAGAGGAACCCUUCUUUUGCAAAAGCUUGCGUUCGUGAUGGCCAUGAGAUUGGUGCACACGGCUAUAGAUGGCUCGAUAUCUGGGAUUACUCUUUUGAAGACGACAAAGCUUACAUCAAGAAAAGCUGUCAGACUCUCGAGGCUGCCACUGGAGAGUUCCCAAGUGGAGCAUAUUUCGGCAGAGGAACACCAAACACCGCCGCUUUGCUGCCUCUCAUGUGGAAGGAGAUGGGCCACAAGUUGUUGUAUACAUCAGAGGUUUACAACGAGGAUUCGCCGUACUGGAUCGAUCUUCCAUGGGAGAAGGAGCUCCCAGAAGACAAGAAAGAGGGUAUGCUGAUGGUACCGUACAACUACGACUGUAAUGAUGGGAAGUUCCACAUGAGCCCAGGUUUCGUCAGCUCGGCCGGAGCGACUUAUGAGCAGUAUCUCAAAGAUGCAUUUGACUGCCUAUACCGCGAAGGUGGCAAAAUGAUGACGAUACCGAUGCACAGCAGGAUUGUGGGAAAGCCAGGCAGAUCAGAAAGUCUUCGAAGGUUCAUGAAGUACAUCUCUGAGAAGGAAGGAGUGUGGGUGACCACUCGCAGGGACAUCGCAACUCAUUACCGGGAAAAGUUUCCUUACAAGCCAGGGUCGAAAACUGGCGGCGACUGA
Molecule: messenger RNA, 987 nt
Organism: Aureobasidium namibiae CBS 147.97
Lineage: Eukaryota; Fungi; Ascomycota; Dothideomycetes; Dothideales; Saccotheciaceae
Product: chitin deacetylase 1
Exons: 3
Coding region: 1-987 (328 amino acids)
Biological process (GO): carbohydrate metabolic process
Molecular function (GO): hydrolase activity, acting on carbon-nitrogen (but not peptide) bonds
Source: RefSeq, a predicted model, not a curated record